AUGAGCGGCUCAGACUUGCCUUGCAUCAAUAAGACAUCCGACCGUCGUCUGAACAUAAAGCUUUACGGUCACAAUAAUUCUCAUCUUCCAGAUCCAAUUCCUACACCUACUCCCGAUUCCGGACUCAACCAUAAGACGACUUAUUUCGCCAUGAGAUUCAACACGCUUGUUUGCGGCCUCCUUCUGGCUGCCGUCUCUGCCACUGCUCUUCCCGUGGAGAAAGCAAAAUCAAUCCGUACAAUGACUGAGAUCGAUGGAGAUGAUGCGGUAGUAUACACAUGGUCCCGCCCAGAGGAAAAGGCAAAGCGAUCAGAGAAGGUGACGGAUGGGGAUGACCAAGUCGUGUACACAUGGUCUCGCCCGGAGGAGAAAGGCAAAGCGAUCAGAGAAGGUGACGGAUGGGGAUGA
Messenger RNA from Letharia columbiana, 408 nucleotides. RefSeq lists its product as uncharacterized. The transcript is spliced from 3 exons. The record is from RefSeq and is a predicted model, not a curated record. Lineage: Eukaryota; Fungi; Ascomycota; Lecanoromycetes; Lecanorales; Parmeliaceae. The coding region runs from base 1 to 408 and encodes 135 amino acids.